AUGUCUCAGUUGGUCGUGGUUGGCGAUCAGAGCUCGGGGAAGAGCUCUGUUCUAGAAGGCAUUACAGGAUUCGCCUUUCCACGAGAUGCUGGACUCUGUACGCGGUACGCAACUCAGAUCACUUGUCGAAGAGAAGACCAACAGAGCGUUAUCGUAUCCAUCAUCCCCCAUGAGGACUCGGAUCCCGAUGAGAGGGUCAUGAUCAAGGAGUUUCACAAGACUCUUGAUGAGUUGACUGAUGCAAGCCUCGCCAACAUCUUCAAGCAGGCGAAUGAGACGAUGGGACUACGAAGCAGUGAAGAUGAUGAGCAGACCGAUGGCUCAGCGCGCCCUACCUUCAGUGAGCACAUCUUGAAGAUCGAGAUUUGUGGACCUAAUCACUUUACCGUCAUUGACGUUCCUGGAAUCUUUCGCAACACCGAAGGAAAGGAUUACAUUCUAUCUCAUCAUUAUAGAGACAUAGAACUUGUCAGAGAUAUGGUGAAGAAGUAUAUGAAAGACCCUAGAACCAUUAUCCUCGCCAUUAUGCCAUGCAAUGUCGACCCAGCCACACAAGAGGUUCUCAAACUUGCCAAACAGUUUGAUCCGCAGAUGACCAGAACGAUGGGUGUUCUCACAAAACCAGACCUGGCAAUUGAGCGAGCCAUUCAGCAGAUUGCCAUAAACCACGUUCUCGGCAAACGAGGUGAUCUAACAUUGGGUUACUACAUUGUCAAGAACCGUGGCCCAGACGAUGUCACGAUGUCUCUCGCGGAGGGGCAGAUGAAAGAAAAGAACUUCUUCUCAGAGGAUCCCUGGUCAACUCUGCGCAACACAGAGAGGGCGGGAAUCUUCGCCUUGAAACUCAAAGUGCGGGAACUACUGAUCGAUCUGAUCAAGCAGGAGUUCCCAAAGCUUCGAGCUGAGGUGACAAAAGAACUGGUCGAUCUCAAGACUCAACUGAAUAAGAUGGGACCGUCAAGGAGCGACCCUCUCUCACAACGAGCCUACCUAAGCAAUAUGUGCGAAAAUUUCCAGUCCAUCACUCGAGAUGCUCUCAGUGCAAACUACACAGGCAACAAUAUUUUCUCGGACAGCGACAGUCUUCGGCUCAUCACGCGCGUAGUAGAAGCCAAUGAGGCAUUCUCCAACCAGAUCUCCUGGGCAGGCCACACGAGAUCGUUCACUGAUAGUGGAAAGCUGCACCAAGAAGAAUCGGAAUCUGAGGAGGAUCCUUUUGGUCCACAGAAGACUCGCAGUUUCUCUUUCGCCUCAAGACAGUCAUUGGAGUCCGAGGACCUGGCGGAGGCAGUUCAAUUUCCCGAGCUUGACAGCAUUCUGCAAGAGUCCUCAGCAAGGCGUCAUAUCAAACAUGACGAUGACAUCAUGGAAUACAUUGAGCUUGUAUACAACAAUAGUCGAGGUGCUGAUCUCGGAACAUUCAGCGGAUCAAUGCUUGCAGCCAUCUUCAAAGAGCAGACCAAGAACUGGGAGUCGAUAACACUGUAUCAUGUUUCCCGUUCCAUUAUCCUGGUCCACCAAUUCAUUGUAAAGGUAAUCGAGGAAGUCUGCCCCGACGCCCAUGUUUUCGACACGCUUUGGAACGACCACAUCCUCGAAAAGCUGCAGCAGACCUACAUCCGGGCCAUCGACAAAGCCAAAUACCUCCUUUCCAUUGAACGAGAACACUUGCCAUUCACACUGAAUCACUACUUCAAUGAUAACCUGCAGAAGUUACAGGGUGAACGCCUCGUGUCUCUCAUGAAGAACCUUGGCAUAUCGGAUGAUACGGGCGCGCACCUCACCUGGCCACAGGUUGGCAACCUGUCCGCCAACAAGGGAAACCCAGAACACGUCCGCGAGUACAUCCAUGAUGUGCUUUACAGUUACUACAAGGUCGCGUUGAAGCGCUUCGUCGACGUGGUAUGCCAGCAGGCUGUCUUCUAUUACCUUCUGAGAGGUCAAGAGAGCCCUCUCCAGAUCUUCAAAUAUGAACUGGUCAAUGAAUUCAGCGACGAGGAGUUGGAGAACAUUGCGGGUGAAAGUGCCUCGGUCAAGGCUCAGAGGGCGAAAUUGGAUCGUGAUAUUAAGGAUUUUGAGGAAGCGAUGAGAGUAUUGAGGGGCUCGAAAUGA
This is a messenger RNA of Pseudomassariella vexata, 2112 nucleotides long. Its product is annotated as interferon-induced GTP-binding protein Mx2. The transcript has 6 exons. Gene Ontology annotation, cellular component: cytoplasm; membrane; microtubule. The record is from RefSeq and is a predicted model, not a curated record. NCBI's taxonomy places the organism in Eukaryota, Fungi, Ascomycota, Sordariomycetes, Amphisphaeriales, Pseudomassariaceae. Gene Ontology annotation, molecular function: microtubule binding; GTPase activity; GTP binding. Bases 1 to 2112 code for a protein of 703 amino acids.